Actinia tenebrosa (Australian red waratah sea anemone) is the source of this 2272-nucleotide messenger RNA. RefSeq lists its product as uncharacterized. Lineage: Eukaryota; Metazoa; Cnidaria; Anthozoa; Actiniaria; Actiniidae. The record is from RefSeq and is a predicted model, not a curated record.
GCGCCAUUAUAACCUUAUAACCUUACAACGUACACAGAACUAGAGCGGGCUAAUAGCCAAAGCCGAAGUUAGAGCAGAAGAAAUCGAUUUCCCAAAGCUUCUAGUCAGAAGUAGAAGAAUUUUUCUAUCAAGAAAGAAUGAAGGCAAGCAAAGCCAGUAGACACGCUUUGUUCCUCAUCUUACUCGUACUUGGACAGGAGUUUAGCGUUGCUUUUCGUGUUGCACCACAAAGCAAAUCACUGCAAAAAAGAGAAAUCAGAAAAAAUUCGCUUGAAGAACGAAGCCGUCAAAAACGGGCAUGGGGUUUUGUCCUACUGGCCGUUACAUUAGGGGUCUCAGCAGCAGGAGUUGGGUUUGAGAUCUACAACAAAGUCAAAGGCUGUUGCGGUACGUUUCCUGAUGCCUGCAAGUACGCGAGGGAAAUUGAGGCGUUCAGAAAGACUCUCGAUAACAAAACCAAUGAAGUAGAUAAACUUUUUCUAAGAGCAAAGAAUCUGAAAGAAGAUGUAAUCCAGGCUAAUUACCGGAUAAACGAGAUGUGGAUCGACCUGCUCGCUAUUGGGCGCUACCAAGAAGACAUUAUACAAAGCCUUACGCCAGAAACUGUCAAGAAAUUCAAUACCAAAUGGGCAGAGAUUGAGGAACAACUAAAGAAUGGCAACAGAACUGUUCAAGGCUGGUCGUAUGAACAAAUCGAUCUGCAGUAUAAAUCAUACCUGGACAGUGCAAGUACCGUCCUGGGAGGCAUGUCUGGUUUUAUAAGCAAUACCUUGAGUGCUGUUUAUACCGUGGCUAUGUAUUAUUACAAAGUUAAUACACUUAAUAAGAUGAUUAACCAGUUGGGUACUGGGAACUCGUACCGGUUAUUAGUAAACGCUCGUCACACAAAAGCCGCGAGGACCAUGGGACUGAAUGACGUUGGCCUGAACAAGUUCAUCAAGGAAACAGCGGUUGCUAAAUUCAACAGUAAAUUUGCGGUGAAAUAUACUUUCUUUUAUAAUGCCUACUACGUGGCGAGCUCAUUUCUAUCAAUAGGUUUUGAUAUAUGGCGUGCUGUGCAGUCGGUCCUCGCAUGCAAGGAAAAGAGAGACAAAACCAGAGAGUUAAGGGAUACAUGGCGGGUCGCUGACCAGGAGAUGGAUAAGAUAAAGAAAAAUGCCAUAGAAUACUACAACUUACUUAAAAACAAGGGUUGGGAGUACGUGGAAGGAAACUUAACUGAUGCAAACCUUAUCAAAAGCCUGGACAAGUUGAAAAACAUGGUUAACUCAUCCAGACCUCAAACAGAAAAUCUUAAAAAGGCCAAUACAAAAAUCGGGAAUUUCAUAUCACAGAUCAACACUUCAAUUGAUGAUUACGACGCGACCCAUAACCUUCAGGCCGGUCUAAUUGAAGGACUCAUGACUGUGAAAACUCUUCUAGCCUGCAGUGCAGCAAGAACCAAGUUCUUAUAUUACGCCUCUGAACAAUGCAAACAGGGACACAAGUCGCUACAGGCUAUUUAUGAAAGUGGGAAAACGAGUUUUCUAGUCAGUGGUGUCAACUGUGUGACAUCUGUUGGGAUACCAGAUGCUGUCACGUGGCAAGAGAUGGAGGAUAUGAUUGCUGCGAGGGCAACGAAGGAAAAGUACCAAAAGGAUUGUAUUUUGAAUAAUUCGGAUAAGAAGGAACAUGCCUGUUGGCUUAGGGGCCAAGGCUACGACAACAAGGUGAUAGAGAACAAGAUGGCACUUAACAUCGCUCAAGUAAAGUUUUUUACGACCAACUGUCCACAAACCUUGUCACCUGCACAAAUAUCACAGAUCUGCUUCUUUAGAAGCUUAGGGGUUUUUGAUGCAACUAUUCAGGCUAAAUUUUUCCCGCAUAUUAACCUCAGCAUUAUUCAAGCUGUGACAUGUCCUUAGUCGCAUCAAUUACAUUUAGUUACAUGACAUGGACGACCGUCCGAACUCCCGACUGACUGUCUGACCGACCCAGAAUGACUGAUUGACCGACCAAGAGGCAGACUGAAUGACUGAUUGACCGACCGAUCGAAUGAUUGACCGACCGACCGACCGACUGCCUGAAUGAAUGAAUAAGCCUGUCAUACAUUCAUCUAAUCGGUAAAUAAAUAAAUCAUUAAAUAACUGAAAAUCUACAAGAUGUACUCUAGUCAGAGUGAACUUACAAGUCGUUCAUUACGAACACCCUCACAUUAUCAACUAAUGAAUCAAAGACAAUUUCACAACAGAUGUUAUAAUAUCACGAGUAAAAUAAAAUGUGCUUCCUUUGU